Cucumis melo (muskmelon) is the source of this 956-nucleotide messenger RNA. Its product is annotated as bifunctional bis(5'-adenosyl)-triphosphatase/adenylylsulfatase FHIT. The coding region runs from base 40 to 645 and encodes 201 amino acids. Gene Ontology annotation, molecular function: catalytic activity. The transcript is spliced from 5 exons. NCBI's taxonomy places the organism in Eukaryota, Viridiplantae, Streptophyta, Magnoliopsida, Cucurbitales, Cucurbitaceae. The record is from RefSeq and is a predicted model, not a curated record.
GAUAUUUUUGUGAAGACAACACUCAAAAGAAUCGAAAUUAUGGUAUUAAGGUUUCAAGCAUCUCGCGCGUUGCUUCCACUUACCCCUUCUUCUUUCCUCAAAUUUUGCCCUUCAAUACAAUUAGGGUUCACUUCAAUUUCUUCUUCUCCGACCAAAUCGUUCACCAUCAUGGCGGCAUCCGAUCACUACACUUUUGGGCGUUACAAGAUUGAUCCCAAAGAAGUGUUCUACUGCACCACUCUCUCUUACGCCAUGGUCAACCUCCGUCCUCUUCUUCCUGGUAACGUGCUCGUCUGCCCAAAACGUGAAGUUCAGCGCUUUGCUGAUCUUACUGCUGAUGAGACUUGUGAUUUAUGGCUCGCAGCUCAGCGGGUUGGUCAAAAGCUAGAGUUGUACCAUAAAGCUUCAUCACUCACAUUCGCAAUUCAAGACGGUCCUCAGGCCGGGCAAACUGUACCCCAUGUUCACAUUCAUGUUCUCCCAAGGAAGGGUGGUGACUUUGAGAAAAAUGAUGAGAUUUAUGAUGCUCUUGAUGAGAAGGAGAAAGAAUUAAAGCAACAUCUUGAUUUGGACAAGGAGAGAAAAGAUAGAAAUAUGGAAGAGAUGGCUGAAGAGGCAGAUCAGUACAGAAAGCUUUUGUUGUAACUUCCUUUUCUUUUCUUUUUGAACAAUUGGGUUGUAGUUUUAUGACAUCAUAAAGUAUUGAAAAAUUAAUUUAUCAUAUGAAAGUCAUGGAUGGGACUAAAUUCAAGAUCGGAGUCCAUUUUCAAAAUUUUUAGAUUUGUAGUUUUGUGACAUGGAAAAUAGCCUUCGACUCGAGUCAUGUGAUGUAUAUUGUACUGCUUUUAUUAUGACAAUCCAUGGUACGUGGUCCAUGACAUUGCUCGAGUAGAGCAUAACUUUAGAACUUUAUUAUUAAUUUAUGGGUAAAUUACAAAAGUUACUUUGGAGCCUAA